AGGGCCCGUCGGACCACCAUGGCGGACAUCAAGAACGUGCUGUACGCCUGGUGCGGGAAGAAGAAGCUGACGCCCAGCUACGACAUCCGAGCUGCAGGGAACAAAAACCGCCAGAAGUUCCUGUGUGAGGUCCGAGUGGACAGCUUCAGCUACAUCGGGAUGGGAAACUCCAGCAACAAGAAGGACGCUCAGACCAACGCCGCCCGAGACUUCGUCAACUUCCUGGUCCGCAGCGGAGAGAUGAGCGCCGCCGAGGUCCCGGCGCCCGGGAUGAGCGCUGCAGCUGGAGAUCAGCCUGAUGGAGGAGCAGGAGGAGCAGAGAAGGGAGGAGCAGGAGGAGGCUUCGGGAGCCUCCCCUCCAGCGGGCCGCUGCCCCCUCACCUGGUGGUGAAAGCUGAGCUGAAAGAGGAGAGCGGGCCGGUGCCGGGUGUCACGGGACUCGGGUACUCCGGAGGAGGAAACUCCGGAGGAGGAAACUCCGGCUGGGGAGGAGGAGAUGGAGGAAGAGGAGGAGGAGGAGGAGGAGGAGAUGGAGGAGGAGGAGGAGGAGGAGGAGAUUGGGAGCGAGGAGCGAAUCUGAAGGAAUAUUACUCCAAGAGAGACGAGCAGGAGGCACAGGCGACUCUGGAGUCAGAGGAGGUGGACCUGAACGCUAACCUGCACGGGAACUGGACUCUGGAGAACGCCAAGGCCCGUCUGAACCAGUUCUUCCAGAAGGAGAAGUGCAGCGCCGAGUACAAGUACAGCCAAGUGGGCCCGGACCACAACAGGUCCGACCACAACGUGUGUGUGUGU
This is a messenger RNA of Notothenia coriiceps (black rockcod), 795 nucleotides long. Its product is annotated as ATP-dependent RNA helicase A-like protein. Lineage: Eukaryota; Metazoa; Chordata; Actinopteri; Perciformes; Nototheniidae. Gene Ontology annotation, molecular function: double-stranded RNA binding. The record is from RefSeq and is a predicted model, not a curated record. The transcript is spliced from 5 exons. The annotation marks the transcript as partial.